UGAAGCCUUAAUGGCUGCCUUCAUCUUUGUCUUUUCUUUUGAGUUGGAAAAAGCCAACAAGUACAUUCAGGCCAUUAUUGUACUUACAAAGGGAAAUUUACAUCAGGACGUCCAAUAAUUUCUCUGUACACAUUUAUCAUGCAUUUAUCAGACCAGAUCAUCUCAGAUUCAUUAUACAUUUCUCUGUAUACUUGAACUGGCCUGGCCUAUCUUCUGGAGGAUUCUUCCGCCAUGGGAUUUCCUGUAGGUUUCCGUAAUAUCUCUAUACCGAGCGUUCUGCUCUACUUGGCAUCAGCCAUGGCGUACAUAAAGAAUGGAUUUUGUUGCUUUCUUUCUGCUCUUGGCCUGAGCGAGGCACCACAAGAAGAGAUGUAUUUGACGCAAGAACUACCAGAAAUUCCCUCCGCCAUUUCUUCUUCUUCUUCAGGUGAGAUGAUUAAGCACAAUUUACCUGUCAUUACAUUUCGAAAUGUUGCAGAGAAUCUGAUUGAGAUUUCUGAGGAUUUUGUAUGCGCGAUCUGCUUGAGAUCUUUUGAAGAAGAUGACGAAAUCCGAAAGCUGUGCAAUUGCAACCACAUUUUUCACAGAAAUUGUUUGGAUAAAUGGAUUGAUAACAAUGAGGAUACCUGCCCUUUCUGCAGAUGUCCUCUGCUUCCACCGAUUUAAAGUGUUGAUAAAUGAUGCAGAUGAACGCUUUUCAAACCUCUCGCUGAUAAUUUCAUGAGGGUUUGAUUAUUUCAUUUCUGUGCAUUUUACUUCCUGAAUAAACUUCAGUAGAUUUAGCCAUUUUUCUGUGCCAGUGAUUAAAAUGAAAUCUUCUUUGUUUCUUAUAUAUUUAAAGUGUUGAUAAAUUAUGUAGAUGAACGCUUUUCAAACCUCUCGCUGAUAAUUUCAUGAGGGUUUGUUUAUUUCGUUUCUGUGCAUUUUACUUCCUAAAUGAACUUCAGAAAAUUUAGGCUUUUCUGU
Messenger RNA from Cryptomeria japonica (Japanese cedar), 966 nucleotides. Its product is annotated as brassinosteroid-responsive RING protein 1-like. The record is from RefSeq and is a predicted model, not a curated record. NCBI's taxonomy places the organism in Eukaryota, Viridiplantae, Streptophyta, Pinopsida, Cupressales, Cupressaceae. Gene Ontology annotation, molecular function: ubiquitin protein ligase activity; zinc ion binding. The transcript has a single exon. Gene Ontology annotation, biological process: protein ubiquitination. Bases 232 to 666 code for a protein of 144 amino acids.